Molecule: messenger RNA, 315 nt
Organism: Rotaria sp. Silwood2
Lineage: Eukaryota; Metazoa; Rotifera; Eurotatoria; Philodinida; Philodinidae
Source: the annotation of a GenBank genome assembly
AUGAUCGUACAUCAUGGGUAUGUCCAUUUUCAUUUCAAAACACAAUCUCUCGGUAAACGAAGUGCUCAAAUGACACCGAUUUAUAUUCGCUUUCCAUUUGAUGCUCCCGAUGCAUUAGGCAAUAAUCAAUCAGCAUCACCAACAAAACCAGAGAUAGAUCUUGUCGAAUUGAUGCGUGAAAAAUGGGAACUACCUCUUCCUGAACUAAUUAUUUCUGUGACAGGUGGUGCGAAAUUAUUUAAAUUAACACCACCUCGAGUACGCAAAGCUUUUCAGGAAGGUAUUGUCUCAGCUGCCGUAACUACGGGUGAGUGA